This is a messenger RNA of Pediculus humanus corporis (human body louse), 405 nucleotides long. RefSeq lists its product as uncharacterized. The record is from RefSeq and is a predicted model, not a curated record. Lineage: Eukaryota; Metazoa; Arthropoda; Insecta; Psocodea; Pediculidae. The transcript has 2 exons. Bases 1 to 405 code for a protein of 134 amino acids.
AUGUCUUUAGUAGCAUUUUGCCUCGCCCAAUUUAGUGUAAGUAGUAGUUUUGCAGAAACAUGGGGUUGUCGAUUUUGGACAAUAGAACUAACAAUGGUUGGGCUAACGGGAUAUCUUGUCAUAUGGACGUGUAUAUUGACAUGCUUUUUGCUGUCAUCUUCGCCGCCGCCAUUUCUUGUACUAUGUUUUGCAAUAACAGGACUUUUCAUGCACCUACCAAACGGUAUAACUACUUUAGUAGAUUAUAUCUGUGGAUCAGAGUCGAUCUCUGCUUCUGAUUACUGUACCUAUUCACCUGUAACAUUAAUUGUUGCAAUACUUACAACUGCUAUCGGAGCACUUUAUGGAGCUCUAACUACAUUUAUUUUAUGCUGUAGAAGUGAUGAAUCUCCUGAAUGCGGAUAA